Molecule: messenger RNA, 1607 nt
Organism: Neltuma alba
Lineage: Eukaryota; Viridiplantae; Streptophyta; Magnoliopsida; Fabales; Fabaceae
Product: probable protein S-acyltransferase 7
Exons: 5
Coding region: 1-1323 (440 amino acids)
Biological process (GO): protein targeting to membrane; peptidyl-L-cysteine S-palmitoylation
Cellular component (GO): Golgi apparatus; endoplasmic reticulum
Molecular function (GO): protein-cysteine S-palmitoyltransferase activity
Source: RefSeq, a predicted model, not a curated record
AUGUCCGCGGCGCAGUCUCCGCCGGCGGCGGUUUCUUACCCGGUCGAUGCCGGCGACAUUCAUGCUUCUUCGCUUGUCAGAACUUACCGCACCUGGAAGGGCAGUAAUGUAUUUUUACUUCAGGGAAGACUGAUAUUUGGACCUGAUGCUAAAUCUAUAUUUCUAACAGUAUUCCUUGUUGCUGCUCCUGUUGCUGUAUUCUGCACUUUCAUAGCCAGAAAACUGUUAGAUGAUUUUUCUUAUCACUUGGGAGUGUUGAUAAUGGUCAUAGUUAUUGUUCUCACAAUAUUUGUUCUGACUGUCCUUCUGCUGACAUCAGGAAGGGAUCCUGGCAUAAUACCUCGCAAUGCAUAUCCUCCUGAACCAGAUGAUUCUGAUUUUAGUGACAUGAUCAACAAUGGACAGUCUCCAAGGCGACGUUUGCCCAGGACAAAGGAUGUCAUUGUUAAUGGUAGACCUGUGAGGACCAAAUAUUGUGAUACCUGCCAGCUGUAUAGACCUCCCCGUUGCUCGCAUUGUUCAGUGUGUGAUAACUGUGUGGAGCGAUUUGAUCAUCAUUGCCCUUGGGUGGGUCAGUGUAUCGGAUUGCGAAAUUACCGGUUUUUCUACACGUUUGUCUUCUCUUCAACUCUUCUUUGCUUAUAUGUGCAUGGCUUUUGCUGGGUCUACAUCAAGAGGAUCAUGGAUUCAGAGGAGAAGUCAAUUUGGAGAGCGAUGAUCAAAACUCCUGCCUCCAUUGCACUAAUAAUCUACACUUUCAUUUGUAUAUGGUUUGUUGGCGGCCUCACAGUUUUCCAUACAUAUCUCAUCAGCACAAACCAGACUACGUAUGAGAAUUUUAGAUACCGGUAUGAUCGACAAGACAACCCAUAUAACAAAGGGAUGCUUGGGAACUUCAAGGAAGUAUUCUGCUCUAGCAUUCCUCCAUCCAAGAACAAGUUCAGGUCUAAGGUUCCCAAGGAGCCAUCAGCUCCGUCUAAAAGAAUGGGUCUUGGGUCUGUCAGCCCUAUAAUGAGAAAACCUUCAGGUCACUUGGACUCAGGAAGGCCGGAUUACAAUAAUGAGGCUGGUAAUGAAGAAAGUGAAUACAAAGAUGGCUCUAACAAAUAUGAAGGACUUGUCACUGAUAGUGAAUUAUCUGAUAGGUCCCAGGAUUUAGGCAGGAAUCUUCCUACGGAAGUGGGGAAAGGACAAGAUGCUUCAUAUGCUGAGCACUCAACAUGGGAAAGAAGAAGCAGAAGGUGGGACGUAAGUCCUGAAGUUGGGGGAUCAAAUGGGAUCACUGGUGGCGGAGGAGUGAUCUCAACAAGGGCGGCUAUAUAGAGUGAUACAAUUCCUUGAUGUAAAUUAAAAGAAUAAAAGAGCUAAAGGGCAAAAGGAAAAGAAAAGGUGAAUUAAAGAUAGAUUGGGUUGGGUUUGACAGGGAAGUAAUAUUUGUCUUUUGGUGAGAUCUGAAACGUGAAUGAAUCCUGCUUUAUUGAUAAUAUACAUGAUAGUUACUUUGUGAAUUUAAUGUGUGGUGAUCUCUUGAGUCGUUCAAAGUAGAAUGUGUGUACAUUAAAGGAAGAAAAGUAGAAUUUGCGGAAAGUGAUAGUUGGAAAGUUGUA